UUGUCAUCCUAAUUCCAAAUCUUCUUAUAGAAGAUGGCAGAAGCUGCAGUGAAAUCCUUUCUGCAAAGAUUGAGUUCUCUAAUAUUGCAAGAGAAUGAAGCUUCUCCAACAGCUCUGCAAGAUCAAAUCAAAAAGCUGCAGAACAGACUUGAGGAGAUUGGAAGCUUUCCUAGAGAAGUAGAUAAGAGCAAACAAGAAGAUGGAUUGGUUUGCAAUUGGGAGAGCGAUUUGAUGGAAACAUUACAUGAUGCAAACAAUUGUAUCGAUCAGUAUGUCACUGAGACUAGAAGUCAAGAUGAAUCCAAUCAGGCACUGUCAAUUGUGCAAUUUUGCAGUGAAUUAGAGAAGAUCGAUGCAAGUCUUGCCGGAAUUUCACGCCGAAGGUCUCAACUCAAUAUGCCGCCGACAUUGGAAGCAAAAGAGGAAAUUGAGCAAAGUUCUUCUACUGAUGGAGUUGAUGAAGAAGGUGAGGAAUCUCUUGCUCCCUUUGCAUUGAAAUAUAGUAACUUACCUUUUUAUCUUAGAUCCUGCUUACUCUACUGUUCUCUCUUCCCUGAGAAAAUAAGUAGAGGAAGAUUGGUUCGGUUAUUGGUGGCUGAAGGUAUUUUACAAGAAAAACCAGGGGAAGUCAUGGAGGAUAUUGCUGAAGAAAAUAUCAAUGAAUUAGUUCGCCAAGGAAUGCUUGGAUUUGAAUUUGACUUCAAAAAUAAAAAUGAACUCAAAGUUGAAGAUCCUUAUCAUAUAAUCUGUCAAAUUAAGCUGCAGGAAGGAGAAGGUAUCACUCCAGAUCUAGUUUCUGAUUCUAAUUUUCCUCAGAGUUCCCGCAUUGUUUUCAUCCAUUACCGUGGUGAGAUUAUCACAACAAGCUUGAAUGAUCACUCAAUUAGAUCAUUACAUGUCUUUUCAGACUAUUCAGAAGGAUUAAUUCCCGAUGAGUAUCGGUAUGAAGGCAUUCCUGACGACCACUGGGCCUGUGUAAGAAAUGCCUUCUUCCAUAACUUCAAUUUUUUGAGGGUUUUGGACUUAGAGAAUCUUAAAAUUAAGAGCUUACCAGAAGAAAUAGGAGAUCUGAUACAGUUGAGGUACCUAGGUUUAAAACAUUCAGCACUGAAUGAGAUUCCAGAGAGCAUAGGAAAUCUUCAAAAUCUACAAACUUUGGAUAUUAGAUGGCCUAGAAAUCGGAGGCUAGUAUUACCAAUUGGAGUCCUGAAUCUUCUACAGUUGAGGCACCUUAAGUUGCCAAUGAAUCAAACAGAAGUCCCCUCAGGUAUAGGUAUAUUAACAAAUCUCCUGAGUCUAACUGGUUUAUUCGCAAGACCCGGCAUCAUCGAAGAAUUAAGAAGUUUGAUUCAACUCAGGAAACUGGAAUUGAUGGAUGUAUCUGAAGAACAUGCCAGUGAGCUCUCUGCUUCUAUUAUGAAGAUGAGAGGACUUGUGUCUUUAUCUCUAGUUACAAGUGGUCAUAAGGAUGAACUGUUGCCCACAUGGGAGCCAUUUUCACCACCACCAUGUUUCAAAAAACUUCGCCUAGAUGGGCGUUUAAUGGAUCUCCCUCACUGGGUCAUCUCCAUGGAGAACCUCACUAAGCUAAGAUUAGGUUAUUCCUUUCUACCUAAGGAAGCAGUUUCUGUUCUCAAAGAACUGAACAAAGAAUUUUGUCGGGUGGGUGGGUUUCCUAAGCUGGAGGAACUUACUAUUGCUUCUAUGAAUCUAGUGGAAUGGACUGAGAUUGAAGAAGGGGCAUUUCCAAGCCUAGAAAUCCUCUGGUUUCACAAUUGUCCACAGUUGAUGAAUCUACCGGAAGGACUGCAAAAUGUCACCACUUUAAAAGUGCUGAAGAUGAUACCUUUGCACCCAGAUCAUGAGCUGAGGUUGAAACCUGAUGGAGGCGAAGAGAAUUACAAGAUCAAACACAUUCCACUGGUACAACUUUUUAGAAUGCCAACUGUUUUUGAUUUCUGAUUCUUAUUUUUAAGAUAACUAAGCAGAAGAAGGCUUACUGGAUUAGGCCAAACUCAAUGUUCUAUGUGGUGUACUGCUUUUGUAUGAAUUUGAAUAUUAUUGCAGGUG
Molecule: messenger RNA, 2070 nt
Organism: Telopea speciosissima
Lineage: Eukaryota; Viridiplantae; Streptophyta; Magnoliopsida; Proteales; Proteaceae
Product: putative disease resistance protein At1g58400
Exons: 2
Coding region: 34-1962 (642 amino acids)
Biological process (GO): defense response to other organism
Source: RefSeq, a predicted model, not a curated record